AUGGUGGUGGUGGUGGCGGCGGUUACGGUGGUAAUGGUGAUAGUGGUUGAUAGUGGUGGCGGUGGCGGCUGCAACAAUGGACAUAAUCAUAAUGGAGGAGGAAUACCAAUUCUCUGUGAUACUCUAUCAUUGCCUAGUAAAGUGUUGUGUAUAAGUUAUCCUCCAUUGGUCCAUUUGGAUAACGACAUGAUACACAAUGCUAUGAUUCUUCUUGGUGAGAUUAAUCGAAUCAGAACAUUUUAUGAUAAGAAUAUCUCACUGGUUGAGUUUAGAAGCAUGGAGGAAGCCCAGCGUGCUAAAGAGGGCUUGCAGGGAAAGCUUUACAAUGAUCCCAGAAUCACUAUCGACUAUUCAAGCAAUGAAAAUGAUAGUUCUUAUCCUCAUAAAAGAACAAGUGAUCGAGGUCCUGUGUUGGAUGAACAAUUUGGUUUGGGUCCAUUUGGAAGCAAUGUUCCUUCAGGUCCUGCUACAGUCAGUCAAGCAAACAACAGUGAUGCAAGAAUCUCUGCUGGAAAGCACUAUUCUGUCCAUGACUAUAUAUGGCGUGGCAUUAUCGCCAAGAAUGGAGCAUCUGUGUGUCGUGCUGUCUCUUUUCCUAUUGGGGAAAGUAUAAGAUGUGAUCUCCCUGAUGUAGUCAACUGCUCAGCCAGAACGGGGUUAGACAGGUUGACUAAACACUAUGCAGAUGCUGCUGUCGGGUUCAGCAUCAUUUUCUUCUUGCCUGAUACAGAUAACGAUUCUUCCUUAUACGAAGAGUUUUUGAGGUAUCUGAGUUCAAAAGAUCGUGCUGGGGUUGCGAAACUUGGUGACGGAACCCACAUGUUCUUGGUGCCACCUUCAGACUUCAUUAGGAAGGUUCUGAAAGUUGAUGGUCCCCCGUGUCUUUAUGGUGUGGUUUUAAAGUCUGCACCUAGUGGCACAUCCUUUCCACCAGAGUCCUAUGAACCUCGAUACGUGGAUUCACCAGAGCUAACAUCCUCUCAGAUUGUGCAAGCAAGGCCCUUCCAUCAGGCAGAGUGGAAGGAACUGCAGGAGCGUCUACUGGUAUUCCUGCAUCGGAUAUUACUGUUGCGCCAGAGUCUUGGAGAUAUGUUGAUCGAGGCCUCUAACGUAUCUGGACGUUUGCCAUCUUAUGGUCCUGACAUCCCAGCUAGACUUUUGAGUAUGCAAGGCAGGUUCCACCCUGUUAUUUCAGGUCCUGGAUAUACUGAUUUGCCAGCGCUGAGUAAUCCCAAUGACUAUAUAUGGCGUGGCAUAAUCACAAAGGAUGGUUCAUUUGUCUGCCAUGCUCGCUGCACUGACGUUGAUGGAAACUAA
Messenger RNA from Solanum dulcamara, 1317 nucleotides. Its product is annotated as flowering time control protein FPA-like. The transcript is spliced from 6 exons. The record is from RefSeq and is a predicted model, not a curated record. Bases 1 to 1317 code for a protein of 438 amino acids. Lineage: Eukaryota; Viridiplantae; Streptophyta; Magnoliopsida; Solanales; Solanaceae. Gene Ontology annotation, molecular function: RNA binding.